Molecule: messenger RNA, 372 nt
Organism: Dipodomys ordii (Ord's kangaroo rat)
Lineage: Eukaryota; Metazoa; Chordata; Mammalia; Rodentia; Heteromyidae
Product: bolA-like protein 2
Exons: 3
Coding region: 99-359 (86 amino acids)
Biological process (GO): intracellular iron ion homeostasis
Cellular component (GO): cytosol; nucleus
Molecular function (GO): 2 iron, 2 sulfur cluster binding
Source: RefSeq, a predicted model, not a curated record
CGAAGCGGAAGCGGCUCCAGCUGACCGGGAGCGUGGUGUGGCCCGUCCGAGGUGGGGCCGUGUCCCCGCCGGGCUGCCGCCCCCGCUGGGUUGCGGCCAUGGAACUCACGGCCGACUACCUCCGGGAGAAGCUGCUGCGGGGCCUGGAGGCGGAGCACGUGGAAGUGGAGGACACGACGCGCAACCGUUGCGCCACCAGCUUCCGAGUCCUCGUCGUGUCGGCUAAGUUCGAAGGGAAGCCACUGCUUCAGCGACAUCGGCUGGUGAAUGAGUGCCUAGCGAAGGAGCUGCAGUGCAUCCAUGCCUUUGAGCAGAAAACCCUGACCCCAGAGCAGUGGAGACUGGAGUGUCGGAAGUGAGGGAUGGAGCCUG